AUGAGUAGCGAAGAAAACCAUGGAGCGACCUGGGAUGAUGUGGAGAUGCAAGAUGAAACCCAGCCCAUCUGCCUGAUGGCCGGCGACUGUAGCGAGUUCUUCGAGAAAUGUCUGAGCCAUCCCAGCCACUCUACGCAACGCGCUCUCCCACCAGAAGUAAUCCAGUUUCUUCAGGAGUUCAAGGAUAGGUUCGACGCUUGGGCGUCAUUCUUGGGUGUCUUUGCCGGCACAGAUGCCUGUUUGGAUUAUCGAUUGCGACGUCAUCCAGCACUACAAGAUGUAUGA
Penicillium soppii is the source of this 285-nucleotide messenger RNA. RefSeq lists its product as uncharacterized. The transcript has a single exon. Bases 1 to 285 code for a protein of 94 amino acids. The record is from RefSeq and is a predicted model, not a curated record. Lineage: Eukaryota; Fungi; Ascomycota; Eurotiomycetes; Eurotiales; Aspergillaceae.